This is a messenger RNA of Cannabis sativa, 1481 nucleotides long. RefSeq lists its product as uncharacterized. Bases 141 to 1334 code for a protein of 397 amino acids. The record is from RefSeq and is a predicted model, not a curated record. Lineage: Eukaryota; Viridiplantae; Streptophyta; Magnoliopsida; Rosales; Cannabaceae. The transcript has a single exon.
AAUAGGGCACACUAGUCCACAAAAUAAUGGAAAGAUCAAAGUGAGCUCUUCUCUCUCUUACUCUUAACAGAGUUUACUGCCCGAGCGAGUCACAUACACCCUGACUCACUGAGUCACCGUGCUAUGUUAUAUUGACGGCCAUGGAUUUACAGUCGAACCUGCUUAUACACUCGAAAGUGUCACCCUUUUCCUUUGGGUUGACAGUUGGGGGUAAAAUUUCUCUUAGACAUACUAACAAACACCUACAAUGCCACUCUAUCUACCCCAUUCGCCAUUCCCAUCUGACCCAUAAACCCCUCACAACGCAGACAAAGUUUCCUUUUUUCCCGAACCAACUCUCUACAUCCUCUAAAAGAGGAAAUACCCAUUUUCUUAGUUGUGUCAAAAUCAAUUCUUCUUUUUCCCAAAACCCACAAUUGAGUACCCUGAAAAACUUGUCUUUCGAUUCAUUGAAAAACACCCUUUUGCAGUUGACCCCUUACGAUAUUAUCAAGCUCUCUACUAUCUUAUCCGUAACGAUCGCAGCCACAAAAUGGGCAACGAAUGGUCUUCUCAACCCCUUUUUCUGGAUGUACUUCAGCUGGACUUGGAUGUUUUGGCCAUGGAUUAUGGCCGGAGCUUUGGCCGUUUACGGAUUAUAUUGCUUCCGCAAGUAUGUGUGUGGUGAGGCAAACAUAUUCGAGCAACUUGCCAUUGUUACUUCAACUUUCACUUGGCUCACCCUUGUCCCACCUGCCCAUUUCAAUGGCUUCCUUGAAGGUUGGCCUUUUGUCUUCUUCUUCGUUUAUCACUACUUCUUCUUCUUCAAUGUGAGUGUAAGGAAACGGCUUUAUGGUGAUUACUACCUUCGGUCACACGACCCUAAGUGGGAUGUGAAACCACCCAGGUGGCGUCGCCUUCUGUUCUGCAUUGGAGUCAUGCUCUCCCAUUGGCUGGCAGCAUUCGAAGGACCUGAGCUUCACCUCAUUAGUGGUGGGGUGAUAAGGAAUGUGGGCAUUUGGGUUAUGAUAUUGGUGACAUUGUUAAUGCAGUAUAACUCCACCUUGUACCUUGCAAAGUACUCAGAAAAGGUUGUGGUGCCAACUGCCGUGGUACAGUUUGGGCCAUAUAGAUGGGUUCGUCAUCCCAUAUAUGCUUCAACAAUGCUUCUCUUUGCUGGUUACUGUAUUGCUCUUCAAGCUCCUUUGGCUUCACUUUCUGUAGUAGCUGUUUGCUUGUGGUACUAUGAGCAGAGGGCAAAGCUUGAAGAGGCUUUGAUGGUUGAGACUUUUGGGGACAACUAUGUUGAGUAUGCAAGUAAAGUUAGGUACAAGUUUAUUCCUUUUGUUUAUUAGUUUAAUUACCUCAAAAUGAAAAUGAAAUUGAAAACAAAACAAAAAAAUAUAUAUGCUAUGUUAUAUGGGAUAUCCAUUUAUGUUCUCAAAGUUUGUUCUUUUUUCGUUUUGUUCAUGAAGAUUAAGUACUAUAAUUAGUUUUUGAAA